AGCGUCCUGCUGCUGCCUCUCAACCGAAUGGGAUUCCAUGUUGUCUGCAGAUAGACUUAACUUUAUAAAGUUUUUUUUAUUUCUUUUUUUUUCAUUGCGAUUAAAAUAUAUUUGCCAUCAUCAUUAUUAUUUUGCCUGCUGUCAAGUUAUUCUAAAAUUAGGAAGUAAUGAGCGUGGAUGCUUUGGGAAGCCCCGUGAUGGACCCUGCGUUUUCCAAACGGAACACGGCGCUGAGAUUAGUUGACUUGGCAGGGGCUCACCACCAUCACCAUCAUCACCACCAUACCCCUCAGAGCGUGACAGGCUUCCCGGGGUUCGGCAGCCAUCCACACUCAAUGGCUCACUCGCACCCUGGGGAGAUUACUGCGGAACCCCGCCUGGGGCCGAGUCCAUUCGGGCCAGAACACAUGGGGCACUCCGCGGCCCUCAAAAUCAGCCCAGCCCAUCAUUAUCCCCACCACCAUCACCACCACCACAAUCAUCAUAUGGCAGGCCACAGUGAAGUGGUCUCCAGUCAAACGGGAGCUUUUGGCCCGAUUCAGCCGACGUCGGUCCCCUAUCCUAUGCCCCACACAGCCCAGGCUCUAUCCGCAGGUAGGGAUUUCCUCAUCCGGAGAGAUCUGACGGCUCAAACCAUGCCCGUACUGACUGAACAGACAGCUGGUUCAGCCUCUCACCACGGAAUGUUUGUCUCAACAACAGGUAGCUAUCCCGGACACUAUGGUCAGCACCCUGACGCAGGGAACCACACCACCCUCUUCUCCGGACUCCACCACGAGCAAUCUUCCAGCGGAUCACCGGGUGGCCAGGCGCUGAAUGGACAAAUAAGGUUAGGACUACCUGGAGAAAUGUACGUUCGGUCUGAUCACUUGAGUCAAGUAGCAAGCUCCAGGGCUGAUCCCUUCUCCGCCUCGCCUCUGCACGGCUACGGCGGUCUGAAUCUAAACAUGAAUCUCGGCGCUCACCACCACCAUCCCCAUCACCCCCACCACCACCACCACCACGGAGGACCCGGGGCUUUUUUCCGCUACAUGAGGCAGCCGAUAAAGCAAGAGCUGAUUUGCAAAUGGCUGGAGCCGGAGCACUCUCCCAAGAAACUCUGCUCCAAAACUUACAGCACAAUGCACGAACUCGUUACGCAUGUGACGGUGGAGCACGUCGGAGGACCGGAGCAGGCAAACCACAUAUGCUUUUGGGAAGAGUGUCCCAGGGAAGGCAAGCCCUUUAAGGCGAAGUACAAGCUGGUGAAUCACAUUCGAGUGCACACAGGGGAGAAACCAUUUCCAUGCCCCUUCCCUGGCUGCGGGAAAGUGUUUGCAAGAUCCGAAAAUUUAAAAAUCCAUAAAAGGACGCACACUGGUGAGAAACCCUUCAAGUGUGAGUUCGACGGGUGCGACCGACGUUUCGCCAAUAGUAGUGACCGGAAGAAGCACUCCCACGUGCACACCAGCGACAAGCCCUACAACUGCAAAGUUCGGGGCUGCGAUAAGUCCUACACGCACCCCAGCUCCUUGCGGAAGCACAUGAAGGUGCACUGCAAGUCCCCCCCGCCCAGCUCUGGCUAUGAGUCGUCAACUCCAUCUCUGGUGUCACCUUCUUCGGACUUGGGGCGGGAGCCAUCCGGGGGCCCUUCGGUGUUGUCGGAGCCGCCGGCGGGGGCCUCUCAGCAACAACAGCCAGCGAAUUUAAGCGAGUGGUACGUGUGCCACAGCUCAGGUGCGAGCGGUGGGCAGACACCACCCAGCGGCCACUCCACGCCAGACCCAUCUGAGGAGCUUCCUUACAGGAACCCCCAAACCAGGGACGCGUUCUGAUUUCGAUCCCCUCAUAUAUUUUCAAAAAUGAUUGGGUGCCUGUUAGGGCCCUCUGGUCCAUAUUUUUUUGUUUCCUUUUUUUGUUUUGGAAUAGCCACCGAAACAGACAUUCUGAGCCACUUAACUGAAACUGGGAACCCCUUCUGACGCGCUUUCUAUUAAAAGACAAAUAUUUUUUAUUAUAAAUAUUUUUUAAGCUAUCCAAAACGGCUCGGUGCUUCUUCUGCGAGUUGUGUAAAUCACGUAGAAAAAAAAAAUGUGGUACAUUCUUGUAUGCUGCAGGCAUGAUGGUGUGCAACUUUUUUUGCAAAAAAAAAUAUAUAAAUAUAAUUUCUGCCUUCAGUAUGUUUUUUUUAUUUAUUUUCAAUCGGACAUGGUAAUAUUUUGUACGAUCGAACCAAAGUGCAUGUUUAAAAACCGGAGCAAGUUGUACAUUUGUAAAUUUUGUACACGUUAAAUGUGUUUGGAUGUUGGUUGGUUUUUGUAAGGAGCAGUUUACAUCUUUUUUAAAAUAUUGUUUUGUUUAUUUUUUCUAUGGAUUUGUGCAAAAAGGAAAAGAUUUCAUCUUUUUUUUCAUAAGCUUAUAGUAUUUCGUACAUGACGUCAAUUGUAAAUGUUUUAUCAAAGUUAAAAUAACAAACGGUGAUUUUUGUAUCAUUGUCAGUGGGUUUUUGUUUCGUCUUAAAUCAAGCACUAAAUGCGUACCAAACUGCCUUGUAUUUCGUGAGUAUUUCGAAUAAAUCUUGUAUGAAAGUAAA
Molecule: messenger RNA, 2572 nt
Organism: Cyprinodon tularosa
Lineage: Eukaryota; Metazoa; Chordata; Actinopteri; Cyprinodontiformes; Cyprinodontidae
Gene: zic4
Product: zic family member 4
Exons: 2
Coding region: 168-1814 (548 amino acids)
Biological process (GO): central nervous system development; regulation of transcription by RNA polymerase II
Cellular component (GO): nucleus
Molecular function (GO): RNA polymerase II cis-regulatory region sequence-specific DNA binding; DNA-binding transcription factor activity, RNA polymerase II-specific
Source: RefSeq, a predicted model, not a curated record